AUGAGAGCUCUCGCCUGGUUGUUGCUGCUGCUUGGCAGCAUCCACGCCCUCGCCGCAUCAGGCUCCCCUACGGAUGGCGCAUCCGUGCCCUGGGAUAUCUCCAAGCCCCUCAACGGCAUCACCUUCGAGCGAGUCAAGGCCGUGAAGCCACCCACUCCCGAUCGCCCAGCACCUCGCUUCUCCCGGCUCCACAACAUCAAGGGCAGGCCUGGAUCCUUCACCUCCGUCUCAGCUCAUGGCCGGCUGCUGAGAUCUCCGCCCGCGCACCACAAGCAUGUGUACCAGAACAUCAGCAGCGCCGGUGACUUCUCGACUCAGUAUGCGAUCCAGUGCGGUUGGGAUGGCGUCCCGCUCUGGCUGCUUUUUGACACGGGCAGCUCAGACACGUGGGCCGUGAAGACCGGUUUUCGUUGCAAUGACGGAGUCGGAGGCGGCGACGACCAGGAGGCUUGCGGAUUUGGCUCGCCAACCGUCAGCGACUUUAGUGGCGGGGCUAUUGAAGACCUUCACUUCCUCCUCAAGUAUGGCUCUGGCGAGAAGAUUGUCGGCCCCAUGGGCUAUAGCGACCUUGCUUGCGGAGGUGUCCAUGUGCCGAACCAGCAGGUUGGCCUCGCCAACGACACGUACUGGCAUGGGAAUAACUUCACCGUUGGCAUCCUCGGACUUGCUUAUCCCUCCCUCACCAGCGCGUUUUACGGAGAUGUUGGUACCGAGGCUUCGUGGAACGCCAUCUCUUACACACCGUUCUUGACCAAUGCCAUUGCGCAGGGCACAAUCGAUCCGGUUUUCAGCGUGGCUAUUCUGAAGAACUCGUCCGAGGGCAUGCUCGCCUGGGGCGGGCUUCCACCCAUCGAUUGGCGGCGUGGUAGAUACGCUGAAACCGACCUCAUAAUUGCAAACCUGAUCGGCCAGUCAGAAACAGCGUGGAGAUACUCGUUCUACACCAUUAUUCCUGAUGGCGUGCGAUGGGCGCAGUCCACGGACACCACCAAGUUUCCGUACAUUGUCGACACUGGCACGACGAUGAACUAUCUUCCGCCCCCAUUGGCUGAGGCAAUCGCCAUGGCCUUCCAGCCGAAGGCGGUUUACUUGUAUCAGUGGGGAGCGUACUUUGCGCCUUGCAACGCGAUUCCCCCUCGUUUCGCCAUCAUCAUCUCUGGGGUGGAAUUCCGGAUCAACCCCGCGGACCUCAUGUACCAGGAUCUCAAGGAUCCCCUAACGGGGUAUUGCGCUGUGGCCAUUGCCAGUGGAGGGGCCGGUCCUUAUAUUCUGGGUGAUGUGUUCCUCCAGAACGUGGUGGCCGUCUUUGACGUUGGAGCCGCCCAGAUGCGCUUCUACUCGAGGUAG
Molecule: messenger RNA, 1347 nt
Organism: Purpureocillium takamizusanense
Lineage: Eukaryota; Fungi; Ascomycota; Sordariomycetes; Hypocreales; Ophiocordycipitaceae
Exons: 3
Coding region: 1-1347 (448 amino acids)
Biological process (GO): proteolysis
Cellular component (GO): fungal-type vacuole
Molecular function (GO): aspartic-type endopeptidase activity
Source: RefSeq, a predicted model, not a curated record